AUGCUAUCUACCUCCCGCUCAUUUCUCAAAUUUCAUUGACCUCGAUCAAGCAGCCGGCCGGCGACGAUGCAGAGAUUGGUGAGAGUCCUGAGACCAAUUGCGGUUGCAUCACAACGAACAACAGCUGCCGCUUCCUUCUCAACCUCUUUGCUAUUCGAUGAAACUCAAAUAAGGUUCAAAGAAGGUCUUCAGCAAUUCGUCCAAGAGAAGAUUGCUCCUCAUGCAGACAAAAUCGACAAAAUGGAUUCAUUCCCAGAGGAUGUGAACUUAUGGAAAGCAAUGGGGGACUUUGAUCUUCAUGGACUUACAGCUCCAGCGGAAUAUGGAGGACUCGAUGUUGGUUAUCUAUAUCAUUGCAUGGCCAUGGAGGAGAUUAGCCGUGCAUCAGCGUCAGUUGGGUUAUCUUAUGGCGUCCAUUCUAACGUCUGCCUUAAUCAAUUGGUGAGACAUGGAAAUGCUGCCCAGAAAGAAAAAUAUUUGCCAAAGCUAAUCAGCGGGGAUCAUGUAGGAGCUCUUUCAAUCAGUGAGCCAAAUGCUGGGUCAGAUGCUGUUGGCAUCAAAUGUAAAGCCGAUCGUGUUGAUGGUGGAUAUGUUAUUAAUGGCAACAAGAUGUGGUGCACCAAUGGCGGAAUUGCCGACACCCUGGUAGUUUACGCUAAAACAGAUGUUUCAGCUGGGUCAAAAGGGAUAACGGCGUUUAUCGUUGAAAAAGGAUCACCUGGAUUCAUCGCUGCCCAGAAACUAGAUAAACUUGGAAUGCGUGGAAGUGGUACGUAUGAGCUUGUUUUUGAGAAUUGUUUCGUUCCUACAGAGAAUAUACUUGGUGAAGUAGGAAAAGGAGUUUAUAUCAUGAUGUCCGGAUUAGAUCUAGAAAGAAUCGUAUUUGCAGCUGCACCUAUCGGGAUCAUGCAGGCAUGUCUAGAUGUUGUUCUUCCAUAUGUCAGACAAAGAGAACAAUUCGGACGCCCCAUUGGAGAGUUUCAAUUAAUGGAGGGAAAGCUUGCAGACAUGUAUGUUGCUUUGCAGUCUUCAAGAUCAUAUGUAUAUUCAGUUGCAAGGGAUUGUGACAAUGGAAACAUCGUCACAAAGGAUUGUGCUGGAGCGAUACUUGUUGCUGCUGAGAGUGCUACACAAGUUGCUCUUCAGGCGAUUCAAUGUCUGGGUGGAAAUGGGUAUGUGAAUGAGUAUCCGACUGGUCGAUUUCUUCGUGAUGCCAAAUUAUAUGAGAUCGGUGCCGGAACAAGUGAGAUUAGAAGAAUGCUUAUCGGUCGUCAACUCUUUAGAGAACAAUGAUACGAAUUUGACUUUUCAUUAAUAUUUUAUUCAAACACGUUGUACACUUAAUUGUACUUGUCCUCAAUCUCGAUAAGAUUAUAAGAGUUAAAAAGGGAAA
This is a messenger RNA of Lactuca saligna, 1393 nucleotides long. The record is from the annotation of a GenBank genome assembly. Lineage: Eukaryota; Viridiplantae; Streptophyta; Magnoliopsida; Asterales; Asteraceae.